AUGUUCGCCAGAAUCAUAAAGCCGGCCUCGCUCCCAAGGAUCAUCCCUUCUUCAUCCCUCUCCCCUCUCCGCAGCAGUCUCAUCCAACAACAACAAAACCACACCGCCAGAUUCAUCACCUCUGCUGCCAAAAUGACCUCCCCCGUCGUCAUUCCUCGCGCCGAACGCGUUGCCCACUUUGAACAGGAUGGUAAAUCAACUCUCAUCGACAACAACAACAACUCUAACGCUGCCAUCUGGUCCAUUUUCACACCUUUGGCUCUUGAGUGCCAGGCUGUCAACCUUGGUCAGGGUUUCAUGAACUUCCCUCCCCCAGACUUUGUUGUCGAGGCUGCUCGUGAUGCCGUCACCCGCAACGACUGCAACCAGUACAGCCACCCCAAGGGUCGCCCAAGACUGAGAAACGCAUUGGCAAAGUCGUACAGUCCUCUCUUCAACAGGACUCUGGAUCCAGAGACUGAGAUUGUUGUCACUGCUGGAGCCAACGAGGGCAUUUUCAGUAUCUUUGCAGGAUACUUGGACCAGGGCUCCGAGGUCAUUCUCAUGGAGCCCUUCUUUGACCAGUACAUCUCCAACAUCACAAUGAACGGAGGAGUGCCUGUCUACUGCCCUAUCCGCCCUACAGGCGAUACUUCCAAGGACAUGCCUGCCAGUGAAUGGAAAAUCGACAUUAAGGAGCUGGAGUCCAAGAUCACCCCUCGGUCCAAGAUUAUUGUCCUCAACACCCCUCACAACCCCAUCGGCAAGGUCUUCUCGCGCGAGGAGCUCGAGGAGAUUGGCGCCUUGGCCACCAAGCACAACCUCUUGAUCAUCAGUGACGAAGUGUACGAUCGCUUGUACUUUGACCCUUUGAAGCAUCAGCGCAUUGCUACUUUGGAUGGACUUUGGGAGCGCACAAUCACUGUCGGAAGUGGUGGAAAGACAUUUGGAACGACAGGCUGGCGCAUUGGUUGGUUGAUCGGACCCAAGGCCUUGGUCGAGCCCGCCUUGGCUGCUCACACCCGUAUCGUCUUCUGCGUCAACUCCCCCCUUCAGGAGGCCGUCGCUGUUGGGUUCGAACAGGCAGAUGAGCGCGGAUUCUUUGGAAGCCAGAUCAAGGCGUACGAGCACAAGCGCGAGAAGUUGCUCAAUGUCUUCCGUGAGUUGGGCUUGCCCUGCACCAUUCCCGAAGGAUCGUACUUUAUCCUUGUGAACACGGACAAGAUCCAGGUGCCUGAGGAUUACAAGUUCCCUGAUCUGUUGUGGAAGCGCCCCAAGGAUUUCCGUACCUGUUACUGGUUGACAAAGGAGAUUGGUGUCUGUGCGAUCCCACCGACCGAGUUUUACUCCAAGCCCAACCAGGUUUUGGCGGAGGACUUUGCGCGGUUUGCGUUCUGCAAGACGGAUGAGACCCUGGAUGCAGCAGCUGAGAGACUUUUGAAGCUCAAGGCGUACAUCAAAUAG
Messenger RNA from Linnemannia hyalina, 1443 nucleotides. Lineage: Eukaryota; Fungi; Mortierellomycota; Mortierellomycetes; Mortierellales; Mortierellaceae. The record is from the annotation of a GenBank genome assembly.